AUGCCCUCACCUAAGCCCCCAAGCGUUGAGUCGCUUCCACUCCGGUCUAUACAUCCAGAUUCGACAGCGACUGGAAGCCCCCUGGAGCCUCUGCAACCCACACGAGGAAAACGGAAACGCGAAUGCAAAGACGAGAAACUGGACAAGCGACCGCAGGAUUGUUCGCAAGGGGUGGCGGAGUUGCCUCCAUCCAAGGACCUUCUCAAUUGGGAGAAUCUGGAAAAGCUCAAUAGCGAGACAGCAUCGGAGAUAUGUGAGUGGAUGGCAGAAGAAAAGGAAACAGUCUCGCGACGAUCGAGCACGGCAGAGAUGAACCAGGAUACAGCGUCCGUGUCCUCGCAGAAAACAUCUCUCUCGCUUUGCAAUUACCGCCUGAAUUCACUGGACCGUGCUAGAAUAGUCUUUCAGCACCGAUGUAUUCCAGAACACCUCGAGCACAGAGUCAACGCCAUCGUCCAGCCUAAGCUCGAUAAAGAAAGGGAGAAACUCGUUUUCGCGAUUGCAGAUGACCUGUGCAAUGACUUUCCUGACGUCCUGGAGGUCGCGAGUGGAGAAGAUGAUUGCGCCGAAUUGAUAUAUCAGGCACUGGAAGCAAUGAAUCGCCAGCUGUUCGGCAAAGCUUUUGCCUUUCGAAGGAAAGCAGGUCCUAGUGGGACCCCUGCCCUGAAACCUAUGGUUCAACGAAAAUCCUACCGCUCCGGUGCUCCGCACAAGUCUCUCAACGACAUGGGCUUUUCCGAUGACCGCCCGAACAAGCGGCGGCAGGCAGAGACGUCUUACGUUUCGCCAGGGAGUGCCGAGAUAACCAUGCCGCCACCGCCGUCACCUCCGCCAAUGCUUGACAAUAACUGUGUCAAGAACGCUCGCCCGGACAUUACGAUAGGAUUUCUCCACGCCGUCGUCGCCAAGAAAUUGGUGUCGUUGGGCGCCAACAAGCUGGACGCUGAGGAGAUAUUGAAGGACCUGCAGUACGAACAGGAGCUUUUGUCCAGUCCCACCCUUCCCGCACUCCAUAUACGCUUUCCAUCCAUGGUCGUGGAAGGGAAGUCGUACGCGACUGGCAAGAGCAUGUACGAGGCAGAGAACCAGGCCGCUGGGUCCGGAAGCUGCAUGCUCGUCAUGCAGGGCCGGCUCGCCGAGCUCACGGCACGUCGCUCGCCAGGAACCGACCAAGGCAAGAAGGACCCUCUCGCCUCCUCCAUCACCCAUGAAGGCCCCAUCCUCCUGCUCUGGCUACAUUAUACCACGUCGCUGGAAAACGCCUGCUUCUACAACUUGCACGUCCUGAGCGUUUGUCACGCGACGAUCCGGUCCACGACCAGGGAGUUCUUUAGAGCAUUGGCGGGGGUCAUGGGCUGGGCCAGCACCGAGCUUUUGGACGACGUCGCCGCGCAAUUGGUGUUGAUUUGGAAAUCUACACAGACACAGAAGAAGCAGACUGUGUAA
Fonsecaea pedrosoi CBS 271.37 is the source of this 1446-nucleotide messenger RNA. RefSeq lists its product as uncharacterized. Bases 1 to 1446 code for a protein of 481 amino acids. NCBI's taxonomy places the organism in Eukaryota, Fungi, Ascomycota, Eurotiomycetes, Chaetothyriales, Herpotrichiellaceae. The transcript is spliced from 2 exons. The record is from RefSeq and is a predicted model, not a curated record.